CCUCAUCACCGCAACCCCCCAACAAGCAUAGCAGACCAACAUGGCGUCGGCAUUCUUGCGAGGGAAGCAGGCGGGUAUGCAACACGACCUGUCUGCAGCCAUUGUACCCGAGCUCUUUGCACCUGAUGACCAGGCCAGAUAUGGUAUCAACUCUCAGAUUAGCUGCUUGGCCUAUGAUCCUAUCCAAUCCCUCCUUGCCAUCGGCACCAACGAAUCUCAGUUUGGGCCCGGGAAAGUCUUCGUCUUCGGCCAUACCCGUGUCUCAAAAACCCUUGAGCCGCAGAGGCCGACCUCCUUCCGCGCUCUUCGAUUCGCCGCCAACCGUCUUGUCACCCUGGAUGUCAAGAACGACCUGGCCAUAUGGGACCUCGACUCCGGCGACCGCAUCGCCGGCCAAAUCAUCACAGGCAGCGUCGUCUCUCUCGUCACCGAUCCGCUACUCGACUGGGCAUUUCUGGGUCUGGCCAGCGGCGAGGUCCUGGCGUACGAUCUCGACAGAGAGAGGAUUGCCACCACUUUCCGCUUGCCCAGCUUCUGGCGCGAGCACGACCCGAGCGCCAGGGCCGUCACCCUUGUCUGCAUGGCGCUGCACCCCACCGACAUUGGCAAGCUCUUGAUCGGCUACAGCACCGGUGCCGUCAUCUACUCGUUCAAACAGAAUGUCCCUACCAAGUUUUUCGAGUAUGUGCUUCCUCCCGGCGCUCCCGGAGGCGCAGGCGCAGGCGUCGACUCGGUGCGUAAGCCUAGAUUGACACAUGCCCUGUGGCAUCCGUCCGGUACCUUCGUCUUGACCGCCCAUGAUGACGGGAGCUUGGCAUUCUGGGACCCCAAAGAGGGCAAACUGCUUUCCGCCAGGACCUUGGAUAGCACCAGUAUUCACAAGCCAGGUCCCAACCGCGCCUCGGCCGCCCUCAACGAGCCGUAUGCGCGCAUCGCCUGGUGUUGCAAGGCUAAUUCAGAUGACACGGGACUGUUGGUAGCCGGCGGGCAGUCGCCCGAUAGCCCCCAGAAAGGGUUGACCUUCAUCGAUUUCGGUCCCACCCCGAUCUAUGCCACGUCCUCGUGGCAGGUCCUCCAGGACCAUUUCGAAGGAAAGCGCCAAUCUAUCCUACCGACUCCACCCGGUGCCCAGGUUAUCGAUUUUCUUCUCAUUCCGCGGACGUCGCCGCAUUACGCCGGCGCCCACGACCCAAUUGCCGUCAUGAGCCUCCUGACUUCGGGAGAGCUCAUCACCAUGAGCUUCCCUUCGGGUUAUCCCAUCAGUCCCACAAACCAGCUUCAUCCCUCCGCCUCGUUUGUCCACCCAUACGUCACGAGGUUCAAUGUGCAGACCGUCGACCGCGGUCGGUGGUUGGGCAUGACCGAGACUCGGAACCAAGGGGAACCUAUUCUUAAAGGCGGAGCGUUGGCCAACAGGCCGUCCAAGAAGUACCAGGGCCGCUCGAUUCUGCAAGUGGCUCACGGCGACGGCACAGUGCGUAUCUGGGAUGCAGGGCAUGCCGACGAGAUUGAGAAUCCUCUCGUACUGCAAGUAGACGUAGCCCGGGCGGUUGGUCGGUUCGACAAUGUCCAAGUCACGGCAAUGCAUAUGGCCCCCAGCACUGGCGAGUUCGCAGCCGGCACCAGAACGGGAGAGGUCGUCAUGUACAGAUGGGGAGUUAAUAGGUCACACGGCAGGGAUCAGUCGGAGCCCUUGCCACCCAAUCCCGGUGGUCUGACGGACAUUAGGUCGAGAGCCGAGCCUUCCCUGAAAGAAGGGCUGCAGCCGUUGUCAUUGUACGAGAUGGCGCAGGGUCCUAUUACCGCCCUAUGCGUGUCUGACGUGGGAUUCAUCGCGGUAGGCUCCGAGGGUGGUUUCUUCAGCAUUAUCGAUCUCCGGGGACCUGCGAUCAUCUUCAAGGCACCUAUCUCCGAGUUUGCGAAACAGGAGAAGCGAUCUUCUUUCCUCAAGAGUUCGUCCAGCUCCUCGGGGCCCAAGGAAUGGCCCGUUGCUGUCGAAUUUUCCGUCAUGACUCUCGAAGGCGACGGCUACUCCAGCAUUUGCUGCUUUGUGGGGACCAACCUGGGCAGAGUUGCCACUUUCAAGCUGCUCCCGGCCAACAACGGGUACACGGCCCAUUACGGCGGUGUGCAACAAUUUGACGGCAAGGUCGUCUCGCUGUGCCCGAUCAUGACCGAUACCGGCAAGCCUGCGCUUGCCACGGGGCCCAUCGUCGCUGGUCUCCGUGAGGGACGUCAAGUUCACGGUGUUCUUGUUGUGGUGACCCAGAGCGAGAUUCGCAUCUUCAAACCUGCUACAGGAAAAGGAGCGUCUAAAUCCUUCGACGAUGCCCUAUGCGAUGCGGCCACCGUGACGGAGUCUGAACUCCAGGGCUUCGCCAUCGUCGGCGUCUUUGGUGACCGCACUGCUCGUGCCUUUUCCAUCCCCGGCCUCAAGGGGCUCAGCAGGGUCGCGCUGCGCAUGCUCGAUCCGACCCGCACCACGAACGCCGUGGUCACCCAGACCGGCGGAAUCUUCGGCUGGACCGGCCCCAGCGAGAUCGCGAUGCUCUCUGCCUGGGGUACGGGGAAGCCCUUGCCGCCCAGCCUGGACGUCAUGAUCAACCCGGACCUGGCCCCGCCGGUGCGACCGACCAUCUCCAACAUCCAGUGGCUGUCGGGCACGCAGUAUGUAUCGCCGACCGACCUCGACCUGCUCAUCGCGCCGGAGCGACCUCCGAGCAAGCGCAUGGUGGCGGCGGCGGCGGCCGAGCAGCGGGCGGCCCGUUCUGGAGGGUCGGGGGCAGCGGCGGGGUCGAGCCGCGGGGCGCCCAGCAACGAGGGGUGGGGUGAUUACCUGACUCGGCAGCUCAAUGAGCGGGCGGAGAAGCUGAACAUUGUGGGCGACAGCAUGGAGAAUCUACAGAACCAAAGCCAAGGGUGGGCGCAGGACGUGAACAAAUUCGUCAGCCAGCAGAAGAGGAACUUGGUUCUGGGAAGUAUUAAGGGCAAGUUCCUCUAACGGGGAAUUGACGGCGGAACGGGAUGUUUUCCAACAAAGGGCCUUUUGUUUUCGAGAUGGGAUAAAAUCUCUCAUAGCAUUCGCGCGGGAGCGGAUGGACAGGCGUAACGGAAUAUUGGAUUUCCAUAUGAGUUGGCGUCCGGGAUUCUCCGCUGUGCUUCUCAGGGCCUGACCGUGAACAACAACAACAACAACAACCCAAUCACCCUUUCUUGGAGGUAACUAAAAUCGACACAUAAAACAUAGCUAUUGGUAUCAGCUUCUCAAAGUCAGGACUUGUUGUCCACGCCGGUGACAGGCAAUCUUUCAUGCCUUCAACUGCGAAAAGCUGGGAAAGUGCGUCAAAUUCAGGUGCUCAGGGGGAUCAGUCGCCACACAUCAGGUCACGAGAGAGAUGGACAACGAUAUGAUGUAUAUAUGGCCAAAAAUGGUUCUCUUAUUUAUUCACG
Sodiomyces alkalinus F11 is the source of this 3450-nucleotide messenger RNA. RefSeq names its product SNI2 protein. The coding region runs from base 41 to 3001 and encodes 986 amino acids. Gene Ontology annotation, molecular function: syntaxin binding; GTPase activator activity; myosin II binding. Gene Ontology annotation, biological process: regulation of exocytosis; regulation of protein secretion; establishment of cell polarity. The transcript has 3 exons. The record is from RefSeq and is a predicted model, not a curated record. Gene Ontology annotation, cellular component: plasma membrane; cytoplasm. NCBI's taxonomy places the organism in Eukaryota, Fungi, Ascomycota, Sordariomycetes, Glomerellales, Plectosphaerellaceae.